AUGCACGACUCGUCUUUGAAGCCACGCAAAAAUGGGUCUGAUAGCGGGAACCCUGUGCUAUCUCUGGAUCUGAGCAGAAAGAUUCAUUCUGGGAUUUGUAAAUGUAAAGUGAAUGGAAGAUGGGAAAGGCACCCGUGUCCUUGUUCUAAGUUUCUUCGCCGAAAAAACAGACGUGGAAAAAUCAGAAAAUUGUGCAAAAAAAUGAAACACUUGAAGAAAUGCCAGCAGAGGAACCACGUCCCCAUUAUUCCCUUCUGA
Messenger RNA from Knipowitschia caucasica, 258 nucleotides. Lineage: Eukaryota; Metazoa; Chordata; Actinopteri; Gobiiformes; Gobiidae. The record is from the annotation of a GenBank genome assembly.